Phytophthora sojae is the source of this 1102-nucleotide messenger RNA. RefSeq lists its product as hypothetical. Bases 1 to 966 code for a protein of 321 amino acids. Lineage: Eukaryota; Oomycota; Peronosporomycetes; Peronosporales; Peronosporaceae. The record is from RefSeq and is a predicted model, not a curated record. The transcript has a single exon.
AUGGAGAUGCAAGUGGAUCCGGUGGCUGUGUUCAUUGCGUCGUCGUCCAACGCCAAGAAGCGCGCAUUGGAGGCGAUGCAGAGUGAUGGUCGCAAGGAGGACACGCCCGACCGCACGUCCAGCGAGGACGAGCACCAGCGAGACACAUGCGCGGUGCACGCAGACCCUGGACUUCCCCCGAUGGUUCCCGUGAAGGCUGCAGCCAAAGCUGCGAUGAAGCAGCCUCCCAAGGCGCUGGAGCACGAGGUGGCGACGGUGCACUCGCCCGUGGGAGGAGCUCAAGUUCUCCCAGAGAAGGAAGCCCAGGAGAAGGAUGAGGCGGAGACUGCAAAGCCUGUGGCGAAGCCCCCAAAGCUGCCGCCUCUUGGGCUGAAGGGCAAGUUGAAGGCCAAGGGGGCAACGGGCAAGAAGGCAGCGGCCAAGCCGGAUCGGCGGAGGAAGCGGAAGGCGAGAGCAGAGAGCGAGUCCACCUGUAUCUCGCAGUCGUCAGCGCAAAUGCUUUUCCGGUGCACGUGCCAGCUUCUGCGGUCGCAGACGCUGGACUACGACGUGCGAGCUUGGGAGAUGGAGGACCGGAACGCGGCGCAGGCCAAGGAGAUUGAGCAGUGGGAGAAGAGAGUGCGCAGUCUCAAGCGCGAGCUGCAAGAGUACGCGGGCGAGUCCGGUGGCUAUCCAACAGAGUCGGCAGGGAUGGCGCUGAUUGAGGCGGACCCCAGUGCAUAUGCCGCGGCUGGACCGAGGGGGAUGGAAGAGCGCAACAGACUGUCAGCAGCCAUGGCCUCGACUCCUGCCGCGGCUUUUGGAGAGGGCGCAGCGGUUGAUGCCUCGCUGCCACCAACAGUCGCCGCCGCUGAGGCCAAGCUGCAAGAAGAGCUGCGCAAGCGAACGCAGAAGGUGAACGAGUUCAGCCGCAGCGUGCCGGGCUUCAUCGAGUCGCUGGACGAGCAGCUCCCGCGCCCUCUCUAGGCUGCUGCUAUCUGUCCUGAGCAGGCAAGUCGACGUUAUUUUAUUUCGAGUUCUCGGGUGACUGGCUCAGCCGAUGCGUGUCAACGUUGUUAGUUCAACCAGGCCAAUACAUUCUCGCAGUCAUCGCGAUCUUUUC